AUGCGUUCAUUUUUCAGCAUUGCCUCUUUGGCAGUUUUGGGCUUUACGUCAAUUGCUCAAGCUACUGAGAUGCCACCACCAUCAGAUGAAUGUUCUAAAGACUUUGCAUGCUGUGCAAACCCAUCUAAACGCUCCCUCUUUCGCCGCACUACCAAUACCUGUAGUACCAAAACCUGCUGCCAAACGACGGAAAACAUUCUCACAGCCAAUACAAAAACAGAACUUCGAUGCGGAAAGUACGGAGCCAAGACGUCUACGGUUACUGUCACCGUUAGAGACUGUCCUACCACCACUGAUGGAAAGUGCAUCCAUGUUGCAUACGAAAACGUUGUUACUACAACCUUCAAUGAAGUCCAUCUACAGAUCGAUGAUGUUAAUCUCACAGCAUCUGCCCCCGGUCAAUUCACUUUCAACAAGUAUUGCUCACUUACGAAUUCCAACCAAACAGCCGAUUGCUGGGUGGCUGUGAGCAAAGUUCUUGACGUCUUUUCCCCACCUGUCACCAGUCUUUGCGACAAGUCCAUCAGAAUUGCUGCCCAUGCUUCCAUUACGGACGGGAACACCUGCUGGGGAGUUGGAAGUCCGAUAGCCCAAACUUCCAAAAAUUGGGCAAUGGAGUUACAGUCGCCUUCACUUGUCCUCCAGUUUGCACAAAGUCCUGCUGUUGUCCAACAAUCACUCCACCACCUCCAACCACAAAGGAGUGCGGAUUCGGUACCGCCUUCGCCUAUAAUUCCAUAUGCUCUCGCGACUGUUCAUCAUCAUGCCCUUGGAGGUAAUGAUGUGACUAAGGGAACUCACGUUGGCACUGCAACUGUUUCUAAAGGUACUACGGCUGGAACAGUUCGUAUUGCAUAUGAUCUGGACUCUGGAUAUCAAGUCAACGUCGCGCAUGUCUUGCUUACUUGCGCUCCUGUUCCGGUCCCUCCCCAAGGUGCCAACCCAAAUUGUGCACCAGGAAAGUACACAAUCAACUCGGGUUGUAUUACUGGUGCUAGUCGUCAGCAUUGGUCGACUGAUUACAAGAUCACUUGCUCCAGGUAUUACCUUAUCAUGCACGGUUCCAUAACUCGUACAGUUCCAAGUACCGACACUUGUACUGCAGUCGAUUGCUCGUAUGUAGAUCCUCCGGAUCAAGGGGAAAAAUAG
This is a messenger RNA of Glarea lozoyensis ATCC 20868, 1149 nucleotides long. RefSeq lists its product as uncharacterized. The transcript is spliced from 2 exons. Bases 1 to 1149 code for a protein of 382 amino acids. Lineage: Eukaryota; Fungi; Ascomycota; Leotiomycetes; Helotiales; Helotiaceae. The record is from RefSeq and is a predicted model, not a curated record.